Messenger RNA from Aspergillus welwitschiae, 2399 nucleotides. RefSeq names its product putative integral membrane protein Pth11-like. NCBI's taxonomy places the organism in Eukaryota, Fungi, Ascomycota, Eurotiomycetes, Eurotiales, Aspergillaceae. The transcript has 2 exons. The record is from RefSeq and is a predicted model, not a curated record. The coding region runs from base 457 to 2109 and encodes 550 amino acids.
UUGGCCCUUUUCUACAUUGAUACUUCAACGAACAGACUGGUUGGCGAGAGAAGCCUCAAGCCUCCCCCGCAAAUUCACAGAGCGCGUCCGAGCUUCUUACUACUAUCGUCGUUAUUGCAUUCUUACAACAACAGGGACACUUACUUCCACUCAAGAAGAAAAGCUCUUGUCACCUUUAGCAGCACUCUUGCCGAUCGCCAUCUCCACCUUGUCUCGGGUGUCCUUGACAUCGACCAUCGUAACUUUCCGGUUCCUUUGUUGAGCUGGCUUCCCCACACCAAAUCCGGAGUAGGGCACGUGCCUAUCAGGUACCGAUCCCGGUCUUGAACGAUGUGAAUGUACGAAAGAACACCACAGCUUCAUAUUCACUGCUGUUGAAACUACUGGGAAAUCUCUAUUUGAUUUUGGGGAUUGCUUCCACUUCACUGGCCCCUCUUCGGAGGUGGCACAGCGGCCAUGAAUGUACAGUGGAUGCUUCAAUCGCGUGGGAUCUUUUCCGAUAUCCCUCCUGAUCCCCGGACCAAGGAGCAAGAUAAUCCCACUCUGCUCGUGAGCUGGUGGGCUACGGCUUUUUCGGUAGCCAUCAUCGUUGUCCGGGUUUGUGGUCGUUAUAUUCGGACCGAGCGUUUCUUCCGGGAAGAUAAGGUGAUGAUGCUGAGCGUCAUCCCGUUAUUGAUUCGCAUGGCAUGCGUGCAUGUCGUCUUGAUCUGGGGUACCAAUAAUACCAAGACCGUGGGCUUGUCUGCCGAAGACAUUCACCAUAGAGUCAUUGGCAGUAAGUUCGUUCUUGUUGCGCGCAUCUUCUAUGCUAUCUUCAUCUGGAUAGCCAAGUUCACAGUAUGCGAAUUCCUCAAGCGAGUGGCAGGCAAGAUCUGGCGACGUUCCCUCCGAAUCUUCCUCAAAUUCAUCUACUACUUCCUGGCAUCGACAUUGUUGGCAGUGAUCAUUGCUACUCUCGCUGAAUGCCAGCCCUUCGACCAUUACUGGCAAGUUGUGCCCGACCCAGGUCCACGUUGUCGCCUCGGCUAUGCCAACCUGAUAACAAUGGGAUCCUGCGAUGUGAUGACCGAUCUGCUCCUAGUCUCCUUCCCGAUUCCUUUCAUAGUGAUGACUCACAUGCCUCUGAAACGCAAAAUCUCCCUCGUGAUCCUGUUCGCUCUGUCUCUGAUUCUAGUUGGAAUCACAUGCUAUCGAGUGCCCUCAGUCAUCUGGAACGAUGGCUCACAGCAAUACCGAUCGCUUGUCGCGUCUUUGGAAAUCUUAGCCGCCACGGCGGUCUCAAACGCUGUCAUCAUAGGCUCAUUCGUGCGUGAUAGAGGUGCCAAAAAGAACAAAUUCAAAAAGGCUCAAGGAUCAGCCUCCGUCAGCGAAAGCAUGGAUCACAGCUCCGUGCGACGUCAAACCAUCACCCACCACCAGUGGGGAAGUGAUUCCGAUCUUGCUGCAGAUCUGGGUAUUCGACUGGACCCGUCAUUAUGUUCCGCAGACACGAAAACGCCCCGUCCUGCACCUAUUGCGAUGCCCAUCCAUCCACUGACAGCCCGUGCGGGAACUUUAGACCCCAACUGGUCCUUCAACCAGCGCUCUGGUGGCAGUGAAGACGACCGAGCCUCCAGCACGGGAAGCUUAGACAUCAAAGUCAGUCCGCACGAGUACAUUGAAACCAACAAGACACCGCGCAAAUCAUCCUCGACAGAUACCACCAACCUCCGGAUCUUCGACGUCGGUAGCCUUCUAAACAAUCAUCCCCCGACCUCUCCCACCAGCGCCCCAACUUCGCAAUAUUCACAUUAUGCCAGCGGGGCAAGCAACGCCUUCAAUCAGGAUACUGGAGGACCAGCCCGAACACUUCAUCUCAAUACCACCUCUUCAUCCAUCCUGUCCCACCAAGUACCUCUCUCCUCCUCGCCCAACUUCUCCCGCCCAGGAGGUCUGCGCAGUAACUCCCAUUCGUCUUCUAAUCGCCGUCGCGGCUCCAGUGUCCACUUCAGUGAUCCUCCGGACUCACCCGUCCCUUCUUACCGCUCUCAGGCUGAUGUGUCAGCGCCUAUCAUGGAAGGGAACGAGGUUGAGCUCCAGGAUGUGGGAAGAUUGCUGUCCAGACGGUGAUUGAUGGUCUGUCCUGUUGGGCCCGAGGAUGCUCGAAAUGAUUAACGAUGAUCACGACGUGCUACGUAUUUGGAUGAGUAUAUGACUGUAGAUUCUUACCUUUUGGUUUUUCGUCUUGGGUGACCGAGGCAGUACCAAGACCCGGCCAUAAAAGGUCUGAUAUCUGUGUGCCUGUGCAUUGAUGGCGCUCGCACACGUAAGCUUAGCGUUGGGAAUGAUGAUGAUGAUGAUGAUGGAUUAGUUAUAUAUGUAGGAUAUUUGUUGUGGCAAUGUAAACUUUAGUCUUAACU